Molecule: messenger RNA, 4554 nt
Organism: Galendromus occidentalis (western predatory mite)
Lineage: Eukaryota; Metazoa; Arthropoda; Arachnida; Mesostigmata; Phytoseiidae
Gene: syd
Product: JNK-interacting protein syd
Exons: 25
Coding region: 1-4326 (1441 amino acids)
Biological process (GO): mRNA modification; vesicle-mediated transport; regulation of alternative mRNA splicing, via spliceosome
Cellular component (GO): nucleus; cytoplasm
Molecular function (GO): MAP kinase scaffold activity; JUN kinase binding; kinesin binding
Source: RefSeq, a predicted model, not a curated record
AUGGAGAGCUCUCAGGAAGAAGUCGUGUAUGGAAGCGAUGCCGCGGAAACCACGAAUGAGGAAUCUACGGGAAAUCAGGAUGUCAUGUCCGAAAAAGUGGGGACGUUGGCUCAAGAUAUCUAUGCCGAGUUCCAACGGCUUAUGGGACUGCACGGCCAGGAUGUUGUAAAAAAUUUGAUGCCGCUCGUUGUGAAUGUCCUGGAGAGUUUGGAUCUGUCCAGCAUUGAGAAUCAAGAACAUCAGGUUGAAUUGGAAUUAGUCAAAGAAGACAACGAGCAAUUGGCGACUCAGUACGAACGCGAAAAGUGUCUCCGGAAAGCGUCCGAACAAAAGCUCUUGGAGGUCGAAUACACGUCCGAAGAAGACAGGAAUGAGCUCCUGUCGAAGGUCGAGAGCCUCGCAAGUAUUGUGAGGAUGCUCGAGAUGAAAGCGAAGAGCUCAGCAGACCACGCAGCCCGUCUUGAAGAGAAGGAGACUGAAAUGAAGAAGGAGUACGCGAAACUCCAUGAUCGCUACACGGAGCUGUUCAAAACGCAUUUCGACUACGUCGAGAAGACCAAGAUACUAUUCGGGGCGAGUCAAAAUCAGAAACAAGCAACCACACCGGUGGAGGCCGCCAGCAGGUUAGCAGCAGUGACCGCCGACAUCAGGUCUCCAGAGGAGCUACAGACUGGCUGGAAGCUCGAGCAGUUUUCCCCGGAUAAAGACCUGUCGAUGAGUGAAGCGCUCAGUCCGACCAGCAAUUCGACUGUGGUGGAGCCCAUGGUUGAUAACACCAAAGUUCGUAGACCGAAUACCCUCUAUCAAGAGUGCAAGUUCACCGAAAACGAGGAGCGUGUCAAGGACGAGGAUGCUUACGACGUCGGGGCAGGAGGCAUGGUGGAUCCGGCUGAGUUUGCCUCAUCAGUCAGCGACAAUUUGUUCGGAAUGGGGAAAGAGGUCGAGAAUAUCAUCUUGGAGAACAUCGAGCUAUUGGCCACGAAGAACGCCCUCAAUAUUGUCAAGGAUGACUUGAUAGCUCGCGUCGACCUUCUGACUUCUGAGAAAGAGAUCGUCGAAAGCCAGCUCCACCAAUCCGAGCUGCAACGGGAAGCCGGUAGAGAGAAGAUCGAGAUGUUGGAAGCAGAAAUCAAGAAGCUCAAGGAUAAUAUGGAACAGCUCCAGUCCGAAAGGGAACAGCAAGACAACGCUAUUCCGCUGGCUCACAGGAAACGUUUCACUAGAUUUGAAAUGGCUAGGGUCAUCAUGGAGAAGAAUCAAUACAAAGAUCGUUUGUUGGAGCUUCAAGAGGCUGUCAGAUGGUCGGAGACCCUCCGAGCCACGAAACUCACAGAAUCCUCUUUCGACAAACCCGGAGCUGGCGGAGGCGGUAUUUUCAAAUUCCCGAACUUCAGCAACCUCUUUGCGUCAGACAAGAACAAAGUGCCGUCAACGUCAUCGUCAGGUGUCGCCGGUGGAAUCCAGAACGAGAAAGAGCCUCAGACCAAAGCCUCUCUACACAAUAUUCAGCUUCGCGAUGGAAUCUCCGAGAGGAAAGCCAAGGAACGCAGAGACCAGCUGAAGAAAGUCAAAGCUCACGUAGCAAAAGAUGACAUCGGACGCGUUCAAGCCUACGGUUGGUCUUUGCCAACCGCCAACGGUCAGAACUCGCUGCAGAGCGUUCCCGUGCCAGUAUUCUGCCGACCCUUGGAUCAGUCAGAUCCGAAUCCUCAGCUCAAGGUUUGGUGCGCUUCGGGGGUUCACUUACCGCCCUACUCCUCAACACGGGAAAUCAAUGAUCCGACGGCGGAGAUGGCGAUGUCCUCCCUGGUGUGGAUUUGCUCCAACGUUCAGAAUCGUUUCUCUCAGGUCUCUGUGAUAGAUGCCAACAAUCCGGCGGAAGUUCUUGACACAUUCAAGAUCGGAUCUAGUCUCAUACUCUGCAUUCAGAGUGUACCCGGAACGAAAAAUGACGAUUUUGUGAGCGACGACGCGUACUUGGCGGCGUGCAUCCGGGCCCUAAACCCGUCCGAGACCUCUUCUGGUAUCGUCACAAAAGCCGAACCUGGGCUCAACGCUGUAUCGGAAAUGCUCCCGGAAGAGUUGAAGCCCGAAGACGAGCAAGCCGAAGGCUCGGCUGACGUAUCUGCAGAUGCAACGGAAAACGUCGAAACGCCAGAAAGUCAGGACACUGAUGCUUCAGAGAAAAUGUCCACGCAGCUGCCAACUAUGUGGCUGGGUGCUCAGAACGGUCAGGUGUUCGUUCACAGCUCAAAAGCCGAUUGGAGUUCGUGUAUCAUGAAGGUGCGGCUGUCGGACUCCGUCGUCGCGAUCGCGCAUCAUCGCGGUCGGGUAUUUUGUUCGUUAGCCAACGGUCGCAUGGCGGUUUUCCAUCGAGACCCGCAGACGAAGGAAUUCUGCGGGAACAAAUAUCGCGAAAUUGUGAUCUCACCGAGUCCUGACAGCCAUUCCAUUCGAUGUGUCGCCGUAGUCCUGGAGGAGUUCAUCUGGUGCGGUUACAGGAAUUGCAUGGCUGUGAUCAACGCUGAGACUCUCGAGGUCCAGACGAAAUUCAGCGUUCAUCCUCGGAAGGAAAGUCAAGUUCGUCAGAUGGCCACGGCAGGGGAAGGGGUUUGGAUUACCAUCCGAACUGACUCCACUUUCCGACUGUACCAUGCAAAGACUCAUCAACACCUCCAGGAUGUCGACAUCGAGCCUCUCAUAAGCCGUAUGAUUGGUACAGGGAAGCUUGGAUUCUCCUUCGUGCGCAUCACCUGCAUCGGCAUAACAUGCAAUCGACUAUGGAUCGGUACGGGAAACGGAGUGAUUCUGAGCCUUCCCUUGUUCUGCACGGGGCGAAACGCAGCCUUGGGAUCGUCCCCGCAAGCGACUGUUCAAGCGAAAAAAUCCAAGGAGGCCGACGAUGGCGUGGCUGUUAAUGAAACGACCGAUCUUCCGCUAUCGCCGGUUGUCGAACAGCCAUUGCCCGCACCUCAGACGCCGCUUCCCGUGCCGGGAUCCUGUGUUCGAAUCGACGAUCAAAACAUACCAUACUGCAACCUUAGCCAGGCUCAGCUCUCUUUCCAUGGUCACAAGGACAGCGUCCGAUUCAUAAUCGGAGUGCCUGGCACUGGGGGAAUGAUAUCCACCACAUCGCCGGUCGCCCAGACCGAGGGCGGAACAACCCCGCCGGCCAGGUGCAUGUUCGUGCUUAGCGGUGGCGAAGGUUACGUGGAUUUGCGGAUCGGCGACGAGGCAAGCGCGAGUGAAACAACGCAUAUGACCGAUAAAUCCGACCUCAGUCACUUAAUCAGGAGGCUCAGCAGAUCUCAGCUCGAAACUAUGGGGAGGGACACCGUCAUCGAUUUGUAUUUCGAAAGCGAUGAGUAUAUCAGACACAUGGAGUCGUCCGUAUCGCAUAGCAUCUCUAACGAAGAGAGACAGAAGCUGAAACAGCAAAUCACCGACCUGACUCAGCGGGAGAAUUUGCUGGUGUUGAAGAUGACUCUGAAAGAGCAGCAAGUCCGAGAGCUUCAGUGCGAGGCAGACACUCUGAGGAAAAGGGUGAUCCCUCAGAACAGCACCCGUCUCAGAGCGAACUUGAUGGAUCCCACCGUCGAUCUGCUCUUCAAGAAGAUGAAGAAAGAACUCGAUCAGACGAAUAAGAAACUGAAGGAGACGCAGGAAGAACUCUCUGCUUGGAAGUUUACGCCCGAAUCGAACGCCGGUAAGCGUUUGAUGGCCCAGUGUCGCCAGUUGUACCAAGAGAACGAAGAACUUGGCAAAAGGGUGGCGUCCGGCAAAGUCGCAAAACUCGAGGGUGAUCUUGCUCUGUAUCGUAGUUUCGCUCAAGAAAUGAAGCAAAACCAGAAAGAGCAAGACGAAUUGCUUUUAGAACUAGAUGAAGAGGUCGAGGGGAUGCAGAGCACCAUUUACCUCCUGGAACAACAGCUGAGUGAAGCCAAGGAGCUCAUAAAGAAUCUUAACGAAGGCACCGACCCGGCUAUCGCUAGCAAGGGAGGCGACGUGCAGCCUUCAACCGAACAAAGUUUCCCCUCUGCAUCCUCCGUCGCCCACUCGGUCACUAACGGCAUAGAACUGCACGAACAGCGCGAAUCACAAUCGAGGGAGCAAGGCCCGGACAGUCCGAAGAAAGCAAAGAUUGUCAGCGAGAGGCACUCCUCAAACGAGUCCGACACCGCUCAGAACACGACUCACACAGAACAGCAAGCGGCGAUUCGAUGCGACGAGAAUCAACCGGAGGAUCGAGACGAGAGUCAGAUGUCCGAAGUUCCCGAGCCCCCUGUGUUCGAGGAUAAGGAUUCUGUCGUUCUUUCGGAAUCUUGAGGUGGGCAUCGCGAGGGGCAAAGAGUCGAGGGCACGAGUCAGCGAAUUUCGCUCCCUACAUUCGUGUACAAAAAACACCGUUCUCCCAAAGGAGCGAUUCAUGUCGGUUGUGUGGUUCAUUGUAUAACUUCAUUAGCUCACUGCGGGGUCCGCGUUGUGGCUUGAAAUGCUCUCUGAGCGAGACGAUGGAUCGUCGAUGGCAGGCUCCCGUAGAGUUGAUAACAUUUA